Tachysurus fulvidraco (yellow catfish) is the source of this 1081-nucleotide messenger RNA. It is a transcript of the gene rdh14b, whose product is annotated as retinol dehydrogenase 14b. The record is from RefSeq and is a predicted model, not a curated record. NCBI's taxonomy places the organism in Eukaryota, Metazoa, Chordata, Actinopteri, Siluriformes, Bagridae. The coding region runs from base 30 to 995 and encodes 321 amino acids. The transcript has 2 exons.
CCGCGCGGUGGUUUGUGGGUAUUGUAGUCAUGGCGGCCGUAGUGAUGUUAGCGGUGGUGUUGGGCGCAGGAGUGAUUGUCAUCGCCAGGACGAUGUUCUCCAGACACCGGGCGGCUCUCCGCUUCCCUGUCGGUUCGAUGCGCGGGAAAACGGUCAUCGUGACGGGCGCAAGCAGCGGGAUCGGUAAGGCCACUGCGGCCGAGCUGUUCAGGCUGCAAGCGCGAGUCAUCAUGGCGUGUCGGGACCGGGAGAGGGCCGAGCAGGCGGCCGCGGAGAUCCGCGCAUGCGCAGGAACCUCUCACGGAGAGCUAGUCAUCAAGCACGUGGAGCUGACGUCACUGAGAUCCGUGCGCGCUUUCUGCCUAGAAAUUACCCAGGAGGAGCCAACGCUGGACGUGUUGAUAAACAAUGCAGGUGUGUUCCGUUGCCCGUACUCUAAAACUGAGGAUGGCUUUGAGAUGCAACUAGGAGUGAAUCAUCUGGCACACUUCCUGUUAACCCACCUGCUGACUGAGCUGAUGGUACGUUCUGCCCCGAGUCGCAUCCUCGUCGUCUCCUCCAAACUUUACAAAUACGGCAGCAUUCGAUUCGACGACCUGAACAGUGAGUCCAGCUACGAUCCAUCCUUCUGUUACAGCCAAAGUAAACUAGCUAACCUGCUGUUCGUGCAUGAGUUAGCGAAGCGACUGGAGGGACGGGGUGUGACUGUCAACGCCCUCUCCCCUGGGAUAGUCAGGACCAACCUGGGCCGCCAUGUCAGGGUCAACCUCCUGAUGAAGCCCUUUCUCUUCAUGGUGUCAUGGCUGUUCUUCAAGAGUCCAGAAGAGGGAGCUGAGACCACAUUGCACCUCGCCUGCUCUCCUGACAUGGCUACUGUGACAGGGAAGUUCUUCUCUAACUGCCGAGAGGAAGAGCUCCUGUCUAAAGCGACAGACGACGACACAGCAAAGCGGUUAUGGGACCUGAGUGAGAAAAUGGUCGGGAUUCGGAGCUGAACUUGAUCUUGAUGGUUUUUAACAUGGCUGUUCUCCUGCUUCUAACAAAACAUCUGUAAAUUCUGAUUAAAUAUGUUAAAACGUUG